CACAAGUACAGUAAGCUCACACACGGUGGCCGGAAAACAAAAGUCAACGAACACCGCAACCACCAAUUAAACACUCACCAACCCACACCAUGUCAUUCUCUCUGUCUCUCUCUUCUCUCUCCACCACCACCCACCGCCGCCGACUCCACCGCCACCGCCACCGCCACUCUCCCUCCCCCUCGCUCUCCGUCAAAAACUCGACAGGAAACAAACCACCGCUGCCGCCCACCAAACCCAAAUCGUGGGUGAGCCCAGACUGGCUGACCUCUCUAACGAAAUCGCUAUCCCCAAAAGACGAUGAUUCAAACAUACCCAUCGCCAGCGCCAAGCUUGAUGACGUGUUGGACCUCCUCGGUGGGGCCCUCUUCCUUCCGCUGUUCAAAUGGAUGAACGAGUACGGCCCCAUCUACCGCCUGGCGGCGGGGCCGAGAAACUUCGUGGUGGUCAGUGACCCCGCCAUAGCCAAACACGUCUUGAGAAACUACGGCACAAAGUACAGCAAAGGGCUUGUCGCCGAGGUUUCUGAAUUCUUGUUCGGCUCCGGUUUCGCCAUCGCUGAGGGCUCUCUUUGGAUGGCAAGGCGCAGGGCGGUGGGUCCAUCGCUUCACAAGAAGUACUUGUCCAUAAUGGUUGACCGGGUCUUUUGCAGAUGCGCCGAGCGUCUCGUGGAGAAACUCAAGCCAGAUUCACUCAAUGGCUCUGCUGUAAAUAUGGAGGAUAAAUUCUCUCAGCUAACUCUCGAUGUUAUCGGACUAGCUUUAUUCAACUACGAUUUCGACUCCCUCACUGCCAAUAGUCCCGUAAUCGAUGCAGUUUAUACUGCACUGAAAGAAGCAGAGCUUCGUUCCACUGAUUUAUUGCCGUAUUGGAAGAUUAAUGCUCUGUGUAAAGUAGUACCGAGGCAAAUUAAGGCUGAGAAGGCGGUUUCUUUAAUACGAGAAACUGUGGAAGAGCUAAUAGCAAAGUGCAAAGAGAUUGUCGAAAGAGAAGGUGAGAGGAUAAACGAGGAGGAGUAUGUGAAUGAUGCUGAUCCCAGUAUUCUUCGUUUCUUGCUUGCUAGCAGAGAUGAGGUUUCGAGUACGCAGCUAAGGGAUGAUCUUUUGUCGAUGUUAGUUGCUGGUCAUGAAACUACGGGUUCGGUUUUAACUUGGACGGCUUAUUUGCUUAGUAAGGACCCGUCGUCUUUGAGACGAGCACAAGAAGAAGUGGACAGUGUUUUGCAGGGUAGGCUUCCUACAUACGAGGACAUAAAGAAUCUCAAGUUCUUGACACGUUGCAUAAUGGAAUCGAUGCGUCUAUAUCCUCAUCCGCCUGUCCUCUUGAGAAGAGCUCAAGUUGCUGACGUACUACCGGGUGACUACAAGGUCAACCCUGGUCAAGAUGUCAUGAUCUCAGUCUACAAUGUUCAUCACUCUGCACAGGUAUGGGACAGAGCAGAUGAAUUUGUUCCGGAAAGAUUCGACUUAGAAGGAGCGGUUCCUAAUGAAACGAAUACCGAUUUUAGAUUUAUCCCGUUUAGUGGAGGCCCGCGCAAAUGUGUGGGAGAUCAAUUUGCUUUGCUCGAAGCGAUUGUAGCGCUUGCAGUAUUUCUACAGCAUUUGAACUUCGAUUUGGUUCCGGAUCAAAACAUCGGCAUGACAACUGGUGCCACUAUUCACACAGCAAAUGGAUUAUACAUGAAACUGAGCCAAAGGCAAACUGCAUACACUUCUGCUGCAGCAGUUCCUUAGGUACAUUACAUUUGUAUCCAUAUAUUUUACGGUUAAAUGCAUAAGUUGUGCCUAUUUUAUUGUAGUUUUUUGGUGACUGCACGCAUAUUUUUAGCGUUUGCGGGGUCGUCUCGGACUCGAAAAUCACUAUUUGUUGAGUGAGUUGUGAAAUGAUUUAGUGUAUUCAAGUUAUUCAUUUUCUCAUUUG
Messenger RNA from Erythranthe guttata (spotted monkey flower), 1917 nucleotides. It is a transcript of the gene LUT1, whose product is annotated as Cytochrome P450 superfamily protein. Gene Ontology annotation, molecular function: carotene epsilon hydroxylase activity; iron ion binding; heme binding. Gene Ontology annotation, biological process: carotenoid biosynthetic process. The record is from RefSeq and is a predicted model, not a curated record. Gene Ontology annotation, cellular component: chloroplast. Lineage: Eukaryota; Viridiplantae; Streptophyta; Magnoliopsida; Lamiales; Phrymaceae.